Aspergillus niger is the source of this 1179-nucleotide messenger RNA. RefSeq lists its product as uncharacterized. NCBI's taxonomy places the organism in Eukaryota, Fungi, Ascomycota, Eurotiomycetes, Eurotiales, Aspergillaceae. Bases 1 to 1179 code for a protein of 392 amino acids. The record is from RefSeq and is a predicted model, not a curated record. The transcript has a single exon.
AUGGGAGAACAACCGGGUUUAUCAGAUGAGGACAUCGACGUGGACACCAUCAUCGAGGGACCGACCCCGAUAACCAAGGAAGAAUGCGGCAGCCAGCAAAAUGAUGAAGAAGGCCAAGAAAAGUCAACGGGAGCGGAUUCUAAUUCUGAAGAAUGGCAGCACCUUGAUAACACCGUUGUAGACGAGGCAUCUUCUUCAGACCUUGAGGGCACUGUGCCAGAUAACUCCCAGGAAGACUCGUCGGAAGAAAUUACCAAUACGGAAAACACGGCAUCAUGCGGUGAUGUUGCAAACGGGGAGACGGACGAUACAACAAAAGAAGGAAGCCAACCAGGUGAUGAGGCAGCUGUUGAGACACCCGUUGACGAGGAUGGACCAACAGUACCAAGUUUGUCUAGCGAAAAGGAAGAUGUCAACCAAAGCAAUUCGAGCGUUAAUCCCGAAGAACUGAACGGAGAGGUAAACUUCUCUGAUAGCGAAGAGCAGAGGGUUAAUGCAGACAAAAAAGAGAGCGAAACAAACAAACUUGAAGACAACAAAACUGACGGCCAAUAUUACGACCGAAUCCCCAAGAUCGACGAGGAAAUUAGUGACAAAACGGAUGGCGACCAAAUCGAUAAUGACAAAGCUGAAGAAGACGGUGAUAAUAGAAGUCAAGGCAACAGUGACGAUGAAAGUAGCGACAAUCGGAAUGACGGAAUUAACGGUGAAGAAGACAAGAGCCAGCGCGAUGAAGAUGACGAAGACACCAAAUCUGUUUCUAGCACAGAUAGCGACUACUUUCUCAAAGCAUGGACGUAUCUACCAGAAGACGAAGACAAUGCUGAUAGGAGUGAUAUGGACCUGAAGUUUGAUGAUCAAGCCAUUGAAGACCUUGAAGCCAACGUGUACGACAUGGACGAUGACUCGCCAUCCCGCUUGGGAUGGCUUAGACAGAAAAGGCUACCAGCCAGGCCGCAGCCCUCCAAGAAUGAAAAGAGGCUAGAAAGGUUGAUGGACCGCGUCAUGUGUCUUAUUGGUCAGGAAAGUGUCAAGGCGCAAUUUUUGGCCAUCAAAGCCAGGAUCGAGGCUGGUAAAUCGCGGGGUGAAGACUUCAAGAAAGUCCAUUAUGGUAUAAUUAUCACUGGAAAUAUAGGAACUGGUCAGUCGUCCUCAUCCACCUGUGAGAACUUUCACUGA